Molecule: messenger RNA, 1122 nt
Organism: Ipomoea nil (Japanese morning glory)
Lineage: Eukaryota; Viridiplantae; Streptophyta; Magnoliopsida; Solanales; Convolvulaceae
Exons: 2
Coding region: 1-1122 (373 amino acids)
Molecular function (GO): RNA-DNA hybrid ribonuclease activity; nucleic acid binding
Source: RefSeq, a predicted model, not a curated record
AUGGCAGCUAAAGAUUUAAUUUGUGGGGGAGUCAGGCGUAGGAUUGGAAAUGGCAAAUCAACAUUGAUUUGGGAUCACCCGUGGUUGCAUGAUGAAAAUCAGCCAGGAAUUAUAACAGAAAAACCGCCACAAUUGGCACAGGCAAAAGUGGUGGGUUUGAUGGAUCAACAGACUGGAACCUGGGAUCCAGAAAUUUUAACAGACAUUUUUGUGCCCCAGGAUGUGGAACAGAUUUUAAAAAUACCUGUGUCUCCUGAUUAUGAAGAUAUGUGGUACUGGUAUGGAGACCCAAGAGGGGAGUAUUCUGUUAAGGAAGGGUACAAAGCAGUAAUAGGCGACUACUCCCAGACGGCUGGAACGUUUGAUAAGUGGAAAAAAUUAUGGAGCCUAAAAGUCCCCCCAAAGUGGAAGACGUUCUUAUGGAGAGCUCUAAAUGAUAUAUUACCCACUACUGAGAACUUACUUAUAAGGAGGGUAGAUAUUGAUCCAACUUGUGCAAUGUGUGGAGUUGAGCAUGAGAAUCUUGUGCAUUCUUUAAUCACAUGUGAUGAUGAUGGGAUUAUUUAUGCAGUGGUCCUCUUAUAUUACAUAUGGCGAACAAGAAAUGGAGCUGUUUGGGAAGCGAAUUUACCCAGACCCUGCAAGGUAGUAGCAAUGGCCACAUCAUCCUUGAAUGCUUGGAAGAGUGUGCAUCCCAUCCGGCACAUGCCGCAAGCCAAUUCCACGGUGUCACCAAGCCGUGGCGCGCCACCUGUGCACAACCGAACUGCAGCAAUGAUACGCACGCCGGGGGGACAAGCUGCAUCCAUGCUGCCACAACCGCAACCACCUGCGCCAAUGAUAAUGCACCAUGCUAUGCAGGACGCGAGGGAUCAAUGUUACUUCGAUGCGGCUUACGACCCGCAAACAAACAAAGCAACGAUGGGGGCUAUUAUUCUGGAUUCACAGGGAGGAUAUGUAUCGGCUAUGACUACGCCUAUCAUAGACUGUUUCUCACCCUUAAUGGCGGAGGCAGUUGCAUGCAAGGAAGUUUUAUCAUGGUUAAGAAAUCAAGGAGUACGAUCAAUCGACCUCUACACAGAUUGUUUGGUGCUCCAACAAUAUCUCUCGUCUACAACAUGA